Anneissia japonica is the source of this 917-nucleotide messenger RNA. Its product is annotated as transient receptor potential cation channel subfamily M member-like 2. The transcript is spliced from 5 exons. Gene Ontology annotation, biological process: calcium ion transmembrane transport. NCBI's taxonomy places the organism in Eukaryota, Metazoa, Echinodermata, Crinoidea, Comatulida, Comatulidae. Gene Ontology annotation, molecular function: ligand-gated calcium channel activity. The record is from RefSeq and is a predicted model, not a curated record. The annotation marks the transcript as partial.
UAUGUUCGAUUAUCCAAUGAUACCCGUCCUAAAGAUGUCUUAAAUUUACUAUCAAAGCAUUGGAAACUUCCGACACCUCAUCUUGCAAUAUCCGUGGCAGGGGGCACAAAAAAUUUCACACUCAACAAACAGGAUCAAGACACAUUCAAUAGAGGGCUAAUAAAGGCUGCACAGACUGUGGGGGCUUGGAUCAUCAGUACAGGUGUCAAUUGCGGAGUUCACAAAGCAGUUGGUGGAGCUGUCCGUGAAGGUCAAGCGAUGAGAUGGAUUUCAAACAAAGGUCAAGCAAGGGCACCAAUUCACUGUAUCGGUAUCGCACCUUGGAGUUACGUAGAGAAUUGGCAGUCACUUGUUGGCAGGAAAGGAGAGGGACUUUACCCAGCUCAAUACAAGGUGAACCCCAUUGUGCAACGAGGUAAGCCGGUCUCAUUGGAUCCACAUCACACACACUUCUUGUUGGUAGAUGAUGGAACCAGGAUGUACGGUUGUGACAUUGAGUAUCGUGCGAAACUAGAGCAGGCGAUGAGAGCACCAAAAUUUGCUCAAAAUGAACUUGAGACUGGCUUAGGAAUACCGGUGGUGAAAGUGUGCCUGGAGGGUGGUAUGGACACCAUCCUUGCCACAAAAGAGGCUGUUCUACUCAAGACUCCAGUUGUCUUUUGUGAGGGAACCGGACGAGCAGCCGACUUGCUUGCUUUUGCUAACAAUAAUUGUGUUAUCAUUGAUGGAGUGAGGAAAAUCAAACCUUCUUUGCAGAGUACUGUUUAUGGAAAGAUACACAGUGUGUGUCGCAUAAGUGAAAAUGAUCAUAUGAUACCAAGGCUAAUAGAAGCUAUCAAUGUUAUAAUGCAACAUGAAUCAAUGGUGAGCUAUACCCUUUGUAUGAUCACUACAAUGAGUGUGAUGAUUACACUAUG